ACUGAUGUCCUACAAGGCCAUCCUCUGCUACUUAUGAGGCUGGAGCCAUGGAUCCCUCCAUGUGUACACUUUGGAAUGCUGAUUUGAGAUUGACAAGAAAAAACACCAUCUCAGUGGAUAUCAGUUGAAUUUCUGAAAGAGUAUCGUUUCUGAUCUAGAGGAGUUGUUGAUGACUAAUGUUGAAGAAGCUUCGCUAAACAACCUGAAGGCACUGAAACAUUUUCAAGAACCAGAAAAAAAUUCUCUGUGAAGUCUGGAGCUCAAGUGUAAUGGGAGCUACAGAAGUACUUACUUCAUACUGUGUUGUCUUAUGCCUCCUCCAGAUGGUAGCACUGAGUUCAGGACACUUUACAGUGAUUGGCUCACAGAGGCCCAUAUUGGCUACAUUGGGUGGAAAUGUAGAACUCAAUUGUCAAUUGUCCCCACCACAACAAGCACAACACAUGGAGAUUCGCUGGUUUCGGAACCGUUAUACACAACCUGUGCACCUAUACCGUAAUGGUAAAAACCUACAUGGAGAAACUAUGUCUAAGUAUGUAGAACGGACAGAACUCCUGACUGAUGCCUUUAAUGAGGGGAAAGUGAUCCUCAGGAUUCUUAAUGUAACUGUUGAUGAUGGUGGUGCAUACCACUGUGUCUUUAAAGAUGGUGAAUUCUAUGAAGAGCAUAUCACAGAGGUCAAGGUCACAGCCACAAGCUCAGACAUACAGAUUCUCAUGCAUACGCCUAAUAUUAAAGGUGUGAUGUUGGAGUGUCAUUCAGGCGGUUGGUUCCCACAGCCUCAUAUGGAAUGGAGAAAUAGCAAAGGAGAGGUCAUUCAAGCCACAUCAAAAUUCCAUUCACAGGAUAAAAACAAAUUGUUCAACAUGUCAAUGGUUCUUUUUAUUGAAGCCAGCUCUCACAGGAAUGUCAUUUGCUACUUUCAAAACCUUGUAACUCACCAAGAACAAAGCAUAAAUAUUGUUCUAUCAGGUGAACUGUUUUCAUGGAAAAUUGUUUGGAUAAUGAUUCUGAGCACAAUAUCAUUUGUGAUGAUAGAUUUCUGCAUGACUUACUGUGUUCAGCAACAGCUCAUACAUGAAGAGUCACUGUCUACCGUGGACAAUGAUCAGUGUGAGUCUGAUCAAUCUGAGGGUACCUGCUACAAGAGAAAUUAUCCUUGGAUUAUUAUUGCAGUGGUACCCAUAAUUUCAGUGUUUGCAAUCAUAGGAGUCAUGCUCUUUUUGCAUCUAGAACAAAGAGUUACAAUUCUAGAACAACAUUUUGAAUUGGACACCUUGUGGUUGGAAGAUAUUAGUGUGAUCCUGUGUGUGGUGAUAGUGUCCAACAUCAAUCUCAUACCUUUGAUAUACUUCAGAUUGCAUGAACAUGUACCUAGAUUCAAAGACCGUUCCCCAAUAUUAAACAAAGCAGUGGUAUUCCUGCAUUUCAUUUAUUUCUCAAUCGUAUGUGGAACAAUCCUUCUUGUGCAUCUGCAAUUACGUAACAAAGUUUCUAUUUCAGAUUCCUUAUUUUCCUUGUACAACAGCUGGCUGACAGAUAUUUCAAUGAUUUUAGGAUUUCUAUUGUCAAUUUUCAUUGUUACAACCAUUGCAAAAUCAUCAUUAUUUAAUAAAAAGUGGUGCAUUGGACUGUGCAUUCACAUGAAGGAAGCAGAAGCAACUGGAGGACCCUGUGAAGGAGAAGAAUUGUAGCAGCUAGAAGAGUUGAAGACAUCAGGAAAACAUGCCACACAAUUAACCACACAGGGCUAGUGGGGGCUCACAGAGACUUAAGGGGAAAUUAUAAAGCCUUAAUGAGUCUGCACUGGGACCUCUGAAUAUAUGUUGUGGUUGUUAGGCUUGUUCUUCUUGUGAGAGUCUUAACAAUGGGUGUGCGUACAUGUUUGUGCAUGUGCAUGUAUGCAUGAGUGUGUGUGGGGGGGGCAUUUCUGACUAUUUUACCUGCCUUUGGAAUCAUUUUACAUCAUACGACCUUGGUAUGAGGGUCUGUGCCUAGUAUUGUUAAAUGUAUUUCUUUAGGUGCUUCUUAGCCAUUAGGUAUUCCUCAGUUGAGAAUAUUUUGUUUAGCUCUGUACCCCAUUUUUAAUAGGGUCAUUUGAUUUUCUGGAGUACAGCUUCUUGAGUUCUUUAUAUAUAUUAGAUAUUAGCCCUCUAUCAGAUGUAGGAUAGAUAAAGAUCUUUUUUCAAUCUUUUGGUUGCCAUUUUGUCCUAUUGCCUUACAGAAGCUUUUUAAUUUUAUGAGAUCCCAUUUGUUGUUUCUUGAUCUCAGAGCAUAAACCAAUGGUGCUCUGUUCAGGGAAAUUCCUCUGUGCUCAUGGGCUCUUUCCCACUUACUCCUCUAUUAGUUUUAGUGUAUCUGGUUUUGAGGUCCUUGAUCCACUUGGACCUGAGCUUUUUAAAAGGUGAUAAGAAUGGGUUCAUUUGCAUUCUUCUACAUGCUGACCUCUAGCACCAUUUGUUGAAAAUGCUGUUCCCCUCCCCCACUGGAUAGCUUUAGCACCUAUGUCAAAGAUCAAGUGACCAUAGGUGUGUAGGUUAAUUUCUGGGUCUUCAAUCCUAGUCUAUUGAUCUACUUGCCUGUCUCUGUACCAGUACCAUGUAGUCUUUUUAUCACUAUUGCUCUGUAAUACAGCUUGAGGUCAGGGAUGGUGAUUACACCAGAAGUACUUUUAUUGUUGAGAAUACUUUAUGCUAUCCUGGAAGCAACUAAAGAAAUGUUCAACAUCCUUAGUCAUCAGAGAAAUGUAAAUCAAAACAACCCUGAGAUUUCAGCUCAUACCAGUCGGAAUCACUAAGAUCAAAAACUCAGGUGACAGCAGAAGCUAGCAAAGAUGUGGAGAAAGAAGAACAUUCCUCCAUUUCCAGAGUUGUCUGGAAAUCAGUCUGGUAGUUCCUCAGAAAACUGGACAUAGUAUUACCUAAGGACCCAGCUGGUAUAGGAGUGGUAUACUCCUGGCCAUAUACCCAAAAGAUUCUCCAACAUAUAACACUAUGUUCAUAGCAGCCUUAUUUGUAAUAGCCAGAAGCUGGAAAGAACCCAGAUGUACUUCAACAGAGGCAUAGAUACAGAAAAGGUGCUAUAUCUACACAAUGGAGUACUAUCAGCUAUUAAAAACAAUGAGUUUAUGAAAUUCUUAGGCAAAUGGAUGGAACAAGAAAAUAUCAUCCUGAAAGAGGUAACCCAAUCAUAAAAAACAAACAAACACAGCAAAAAACCAAACCAAACUAAAAACAAAAACAAAAACGAAUAUGGUAUUCACUCAUUGGUAAGUGGAUAUUAGCCCCAAAGCUUGGAAUACCUAAUAUACAAUUCACAGAACAGAAGAAGCUAAAAAACGAAGGAAGACCAAAAUGUGGGUGCUUUGUUCCUUCUGAAAAGGGGAAUAAAAUACUCACAGGAGCAAAUACAGAAACAAACUAUGAAGCAGAGACUGAAGGGAAGGCCAUUCAAAGGUUGCUCCACCUGGGAAUCCAUCCUAUAUAUAGCCAACAAAUCCAGACACUAUUGUGGAUUCCAAGAAGUUCAAGCUGACAGGAACCUGAUAUAGCUGUCUCCUGAGAGGCUCUGCCAGAACAUGACAAAUACAGAGGCUGAUGUUUGGACUGAGCAUGCGCUCCCCAGUGGAGGAAUUAGAGAAAGGACUGAAGGACAUGAAGGGAUUUGUAACUCCAUAGAAAGAACAAUAAUAUCAACCUACCAGACCCCCCCCCCCCCAGCUCCUAGGGACUAAACCAUCAACCAAGGAGCACACAUGGAGGGACCCAUGCCUUGAGCUGCAUAUGUAGCAGAGCUUUGUCCAGCAUCAAUGGUAGGAGAAAUCCUUUGUCCUUUGAAGGCUCAAUGCCUUAGUGUAGGGAAAUUCAAGGGUGGAGAGAAGAGCAUGGGUGGGUAGGUGGGGGAACAUAGAAGCAGGGGACAGGUGAUGGGUUAGGGGAUUUUGUGGGUAGAGAACUGGGAAAAUUGAUAAUAUUUGAAAUGUAAAUAAAGAAAAUAUCCAAUAAUAAAAUUU
Molecule: messenger RNA, 4012 nt
Organism: Mus musculus (house mouse)
Lineage: Eukaryota; Metazoa; Chordata; Mammalia; Rodentia; Muridae
Gene: Skint4
Product: selection and upkeep of intraepithelial T cells 4
Exons: 12
Coding region: 270-1694 (474 amino acids)
Cellular component (GO): membrane
Source: RefSeq, marked validated